GAUCACUUCAGAUCACUUCGCGACCCAUCGUCGGCGCAGUCUGUAACACUGUUGUUGAGAUGAACCCAGAACCAUUUGAAUUCGACGCAGUAAGAGUGUUCUUUAGCCAGCCGGUGUAAAUUCCGGCUUCUAAUUCUAACUCCUACAAUUUAUUUCGCCAUGUGGAAAAUUUGUUUGCCAAAAAAUUACCGCCUGAUCUUCAUUUCUGUGUGGUUCAUAAGCUAGCAUUUUUUCUUUCUUUUUAUUACUCCAAACGUGCGAAGAAAAUUGGACAUCCGGCUCACCCACACUGAACCGUGAUGAGGAGGUAAAUUAUAGUCCCGAGGGAUUUUCUUGUCAGUCUUGAUCGGAAGAUAAUUGUUGUUGGGGAAUAUGAAAAAAUCUUCGAAGCAUUGCCCACCUUUCGACAAUGUUCUUCUGAAGCGGUGGUUGCUACAUGUUGGACCUGUCCGUCGGAAAAUACUGCUGGUCAAGUUUAAGGACCAUCUAGUUAAUCUCGGACUCAGACAUUCGGCAGUGCGUAAAGGCCUCUUGCAGUUGUCUUCCUCUCCUGUUGUCUGCUUAAAACGAGUCGCGACGACUGUACAGAGAUCCAAGAAGUGUGAUGAUAAAUUCCAUCUCAGUUUAGUUUUCAAAGAAAGUGAACAACCGUUUGAUACGAACAAUAAUGGGAAAAAUGUGGGCUCCAUGAACGCUGACUUCCAUUUUUCAUUUUCAAUGAACCGGUCGAGUUCUUUGGCAGCUCUUACAAUGAAAGAAAGCCACAUGACAAAACCUUCGGCUCAUUCGAGCAAUGAGCCCAGCACAUCCAGUUUGGACAAAAAUAAAAACAAGAAUCAAGUGAUUGCUGAUAAAUUUUCAAGGAAGAUCAGAUCUAGCAGCCCGUCAAGACGGAAAAGUGGUUCUAAAACAAAAAAACGGGUACGGGAAGAAAAUCCUAAUGGUAUAACAUGGCGACUAAUUCCUAUAGAUAGUGAUAGGCGUCCAAAGCCUUCAAACGAUGAUGUUCUACUUCGUCAGCAGCAAAUGAAACGGAAGAUAAAGAUUAACAGAAAGUUUAAGGAACUUUUCGGUGAAGAUAGCGAUGUUAACGAAUAUGGCAUCUGUCCUGCAACUCAUACUCAAUCAAAGUGUAGGCAAUCCAGUUCUUCUAGAACCUCGGAUUCUAAACUUGGUCGGGAAUCGCCGAUUUCUGUUUGCUCGAGGAAAAAACUAAAACUACACCAUGAUCACGGCAGUGAUAAAGCAAGUGUUCCGUGUCAAAGGACUUGUAGAACAUCGUCAAGAUUGGGUUCUGAUAGUCCUACCCAAUCUAAGGCUCUUAGAAACUCUGCACAAAAGCAAAUUUUGCAGCUGCAGAGCACCUCCGAUUCUUCUCUAUUUCCAGAUUAUCGUAAUGUUUCAACCCCAGCACUUCCGACAUCGUGCACUGACACUUAUGAUCGGGAAAAUACUGCUAAGUUUCAGAGUAUUGCUGAAAAGCAGUGUAAGCCUGCUACACCUUUCGACAAUGGUUUAUAUGAAAACAUAUCGACUGUGGGCAAUCCACCAAUUUUAGACACUGCCUUAUUGGCAGAACUGCAGACUGACGAUGGAAGAAGUGACAGCAUAUUGGAUUCAGGGUUAACCUUAGACAGCAUCAAUUCAUCUUCUCAACCUUCUGCUACCUUUGAAACUACAUCUUCGCAACACGAAGAGAGCUCAGCUGUUGAACAUGACAUAAAGAAAAGGCAGCUAGUUGAAGCGGAUUCCGUUAAUGGAACAACAGCAAUGGAAACACAAAACUUUAUUGAAACUGAUUCCACAGAGGCUGUCUCGGAAGUCGAAAUUAUGGUUGAAAAAAUAAGGAAACCUCGAAAGAUAUCCGCUCAUUCAUUAUCGGAUCGCACAAGUUUCUGUGUAUCAAAUUCAUCUGAUAGGAAAUUUUCGCCCUAUUCAGAUUGCACACAGAUUACCGACAAUUUGCAAAAGGAACCGGACUCGUUGAAUGAUUCAACGUGUUGUCCACUUGUUACUCAAGAAUUCGAUCAUAACCCAUCAUCAACAACUGAUAUUAAACCAAAUAUAUAUGAGUUAGACAUGUCGUCUUGUGCGACCAACAGACUUCUAGGAGCUUUGGAUAAAAUAUUUUUGACUCUCCUUUGUAGGCGUAGAGUUCGCGAGCGACAGCUGGGAGCUAAAAAGCUCGCCAUAAAAAAAAAUCAGCAAGAAGAAAUUCUGAUGGCUCAGCACGAACUUGAAGCGAAAUUUAUUACAUUUAGGAUGGAAAUUCGCUAUCUAUUCAAAAGACUGUUCACCAAAGAUCAGGUAAUCAAUUUUAUUGCUCAAGGUCUUGAUCACAGAACGCCAAAUGAAACUAAACGCUUUACGAAAAAAGAAAUAGAAAUAGCAAUUAUGGAAGCAGACACACAAAUUUCACUGCUUAAAACGGAAACUGAAUCCAGUAUGUUGCCAAGUGAGCCAACUGAACCAACUGAACUAACAGAGGCUAUCAGUGAACCUAGGAGGGUGAUCGGCACCAUAGAUUUGACGGAUGAAGGUUCAAGCCAAGACAAUGACAUUAGUAUGCGACUAUGUGACAGAAGCACACACCCUCCUGGCUCAAAAAAUAACGAUUCAAAAUCGGGUGGCGUCACGAAUGUCGGUAGUGGGAAUGAUCACAAUGGCAACAAAAUUCGCCCUACAUUACCGAGUAUUGCCGAAGUAAUUACCAUUUCUACAGAACAAUUUGAGACGAUACGAGAGGAGAUUGUCUGCACCCCAAAUAAUCCAAUGUUCGAAAAAUAUAUCCGUUUGAUAUAUCAGCUGACCAUACGAACCCUUGAAGUGAAUGUCACCAUUUUACAAAAUACAGUGAUAACCUUUGUAUCGUAA
Neodiprion virginianus is the source of this 2874-nucleotide messenger RNA. RefSeq lists its product as uncharacterized. The transcript is spliced from 6 exons. The record is from RefSeq and is a predicted model, not a curated record. The coding region runs from base 373 to 2874 and encodes 833 amino acids. NCBI's taxonomy places the organism in Eukaryota, Metazoa, Arthropoda, Insecta, Hymenoptera, Diprionidae.